GAUUUUUGUAUGGCUUAUUGUUGGGCUUAUUUUUCCUCUCUUGGCCAAGGCUCAAGAAUUUCCUGAGUAACUUUUUCAGAGAAUCGGCUUCGGCAACUCCGCAACAAUAUGCUCAGUUUGCUUUUUAUAACAUAAAUAAAUCUGAAAAUCUGCCAAGGAGGAAGGCGGGGGGGAAGCUGAGGGGAAGCGUGGGUCCAUGUGAGGAAUGCCUUUUGGCAGAAAUGCCCAAAUGAAGAAACGAGUGCGUGAGCAGAGGAACUCCGAGCACCACUGCAGCAACCGGCCAGCGUCUCCCAGGGAGCCUCAGCAUCCCCGUGUCCACGGGCACGUUGCAAAGAACCAUCUUUGGAUUCCUUUCAGACCUUCCCACUAAGGCUCAAAGAUGAGGAGACUUCAGAGAAACCUGAGUGUAUUCCAGCAAACUAAAAUUCUCUUGUGGAAAAAUGUACUUAUCAAAUGGAGGAUGAAAAUGCAGAGCUUUCAGGAGUGGAUGCUGUCUCUGCUCUUCCUGCCGUUGAUGUUCAUUGUGGGCAACUUCAUGCUGCACAUCCCCUACCCCGAGGUGCCACACAGCUACCUCGGGCAGCUAGAUGACCCUGCCUAUGAUGCUGCUGGCGUCACCAUCGCCUUUACACCUAUCACCCCAACCACAAGGCAAAUAAUGAAUGCAGUGGCCUUGAAGUCUGUAAUGACAGGUAUAAAACUAGAGGCAAUGGACAGUGAGAGAGCCCUGGAGGAAGCCUGGAUUUUGAAUAAUGAAAUUAUAGGGGUUGUAUUUAAAAACAAUUUCUCCUAUUACCUCCGGUUUCCUACUGGGAAUGUGGCUAUUCCAAAUGACAACCUUGGAUACGUAGAUACCUGUUAUAAUUUCUCAGCACGAUACUGUGACAGCCCCAAGUAUUGGUACAAAGGCUUCCUGUCCCUGCAGUCCAGCAUCGAUGCUGCUAUCAUAGAGGUGGUGGCAAAUCAUUCUGUUUGGGAAGAAAUGAAGUCAAUUGCCGGUGUCCGUAUGAAGUCCCGGAGUGUCAUCUACUCGAUUACAUUAGAGUACAGUUAUUUCAUGAUUACUAUUGUGAUGUGUUUCUCUUCAUUCAUGUACUUCUUAUCAAUGAAUGUUGUAAGGGAAAGGAAAAAGCUCAAAGUACUCAUGAAGACGAUGGGGCUGCAAGACAUUGCAUUUUGGCUCUCCUGGAGCCUGCUGUAUGCCGUUUACGUGCUGGUCCUGUCCUGCCUGCUGACAGCCCUCGUGGUGCAGGAGGCUUUCUACGUCAGCAGCUUCCCCGCCGUCCUGCUACUGUUUUUCCUCUAUGGCCUCGCAUGUAUCCACAUGGUUUUCAUGCUCUGCUCCCUCUUACGGACAUCCAAACUCGCUGGCUCCAUGGGGUUCCUCAUCACCUUUCUCUUUGGCUGCCUGAGCCUCGCAGUGCUGAUAGAAAAUCUUCCAGAACCUUUGAAGUGGUUUCUCGGUCUCUUUUGUCCAUUUGCAUUUAAUGCUGGCAUUGCCAAGGUUUUCCAUUUGGAAAAAUAUGGAAUAGGUUUCUCUUUUUCUAACCUUAUGGAGGAAUCAUACUUUUUAUUUUCAACUUACAUUAUGCUGAUCUUCGACUCAGUCUUGUACAUGUUGUUAGCCAUGUACUUCGACAAAGUUCUGCCGGGCAAAUACGGCAUCCCAGACCCGCCUUUUUUCUGCCUGAAGCCCUCGUACUGGAUGCGGAGCAGGAGGGGCUGCCCCGGGGAGGGACCCUACAGCGCAGGGAGCCCCGAGGAGCCCCCAGGAGAUGAAGUGGAGCCGGUGCCCACCGCGUUCGUGGGGAAGGAGGCCAUCAGACUCAACAAUAUUAAAAAAGCAUACAAAAAGAAAGACAAGAAAACAGAAGCCCUAAGAGGUUUGUCUUUAAACAUUUACGAGGGGCAGAUCACUGCCUUACUCGGUCACAGCGGGGCUGGAAAGACAACGCUGCUAAAUGUGCUCAGCGGACUGACUCUGCCUUCUGAAGGCUCGGCAACCAUCUAUGACUACAAGCUCUCUGAAAUAGGAGACAGGGAAGAGAUCAAAGAGAUGAUCGGCAUUUGCCCACAAUUCAACGUACAGUUCGAAGUCCUGACGGUGAAAGAAAACUUGCGAACUUUUGCAGAGAUCAAGGGCAUCAAGUCCAAAGAGGUAGAACGAGAGGUGCAAACCAUUUUGGAGCUGCUGGAUAUCAGUAACGUUCAGGACACUCAAGCUGAGAAACUCAGUGGUGGGCAAAAACGGAAGUUAUCCAUUGGGAUAGCCAUGCUUGGGAGCCCCCAGGUGCUGCUGCUGGACGAGCCGACGGCUGGGCUGGAUCCUCUUUCCCGGCACCAGGUGUGGAGCCUGCUGAAGGAGCACAGAGCCGGGCGGGUGAUCCUGUUCAGCACCCAGUUCAUGGACGAGGCCGACAUCCUCGCCGACCGCAAGGCUUUUAUCUCACAUGGGAGGCUGAAGUGUGUCGGCUCUUCCCUGUUCUUGAAGAAAAAAUGGGGGAUCGGCUAUCAUUUAAGGAUCCAUGUCAGUGAGUCCUGUAACACAGAGAGCGUGACAUCUCUGGUUAAGCAGCACAUCCCCAAUGUCAUAUUCUCGGGACAUGGUCAAUAUGAGCUGAGAUAUAAACUGCCGUUAGAAAACGUGAAUAAAUUCCCAGAUCUGUUCCGUGGCCUCGACAGCUGUUCCGACCGGGGAAUUAUCAAUUACGGAGUUAGCAUGACAACCCUGGAGGAUGUUUUCAUGAGGCUGGAAGAAGACGACACAUUGGGACAAGAAGAUGAGCACGUCCCUGGGGAGGAGUGGGCAGAAGCAGGACCGCGGUGCCCCGACGAGACAGAGCCGGGCUCCCUGCUGCUCUCAGGCACCGGCAAGGCGACGGUGAGCGGCGCGGUGCUCUGGAGGCAGCAGGUCUCUGCCAUGGCCUGGGUGCACUUCCUAAAGCUCAAGGGUUCGGUGAAAAACCUCCGGUCCAUUUUGCUGCUCUAUGUGGUUUUUCUGCUUCCUCUGGUUUUGCAACUGGCCCUGGUUGCUGCCUGGCAGAGCAUGAGCGCCUGGGAGCUCUCCUCGGCGCGGUACUUCAUGCCCCUGGGGAAGAGGGCUCCGGCGGAGACCACCAGCCUGUUGGUCCACAACAGCACGGGCUCAGGCAUUGAAGACUUUAUCCACACUCUCGAGAGCCAAGAUCUCUCAGUAGAAAUCACAAGCCAGGAAAAUAUCACAGAGGAGCUGAAACACAAUGGGGCUAUAAAAGUGUCUCGUGAAGGCCAGAGCUACAGGUUCACCAUCUUGUGCCACAUGGAGGCCGUCAACUGCUUCCCAGUGCUUGUGAACAUCAUCAGCAAUGCUCUGCUGAGAGCUCUCAAUUCCACCGCGCACAUUAGGAUCUGGAGUCACCCUUUUUUCUCUAUAGAUAAUCCACGAUUCUGGGAUUACUUUGUUUCUUUCUACCUCAUUUACAUGCUGUUGCUGUUCCCUGGUUUUCCUCCUCACUUUGCGAUGGGCUACUUGCAGGAUUACAAGACAGGAGCUCGCGCCCAGCUACGGGUCUCGGGGCUCUUCCCCUCGGCAUACUGGUGUGGCCAGGCGCUGGUGGAUGUCCCGCUCUGCUGGCUCCUUCUCUUCUCCAUGUUCGGGCUUCAGUUCGCCAUGAGCAACAGGAUUUCCGGGAGCAUCGGCAACAUCUUCUUGCUGGUCAUGGGUGCUUUGGGCUACGGAGUUUCCAUUGUUCUCUUCAUCUAUUUAAUCUCCUUCCUCUUUCGCAAAGGAUGGAACUGUGAUUUUUGGUCUUUUAUCCUGAUAGUGGUAUGCCUCGUGUCUUUCAUUAUCAGCCGAGUCAUGGAUUACACACUUGAUAUGAGUGUCUCCCUCUACCUCAUGUCUCUCUUGAUUCCCCUGUACCCACUGCUGGGCGUUAUGAUCAACAGCGAGCAGAUUUUUGUAGAGGACGCUGACUUAAUCGCUGCUAGUCCAAGGAACGACGUGCUAAUAGCUGUCUUUGCACCUUAUAUCCAUUCUGUGGGUUUCAUUUUUCUUCUUCGAUAUUUGGAGAUAAAAUAUGGAAGAACAGUUCUGAGAAAGGACCCAGUAUUUAGAAUUUCCCCGAGAAAUGAGAGCAGCCACCAGCAUCUUGAGGAGCAAGAAGAGGAGGAUGAAGAUGUUAAAGCUGAAAGAGCAGCAGUGAGAAAUGCCAUGGUAGCUCCUAGUCAGGAGGAGAAAUCAGUUAUUAUUGUCAGCAAUCUGUGCAAGGAAUAUAAAACAAAGAAAGCAGGUUCAGUUUUUAAGAAGAAGAAGAAAAUGGCCACCAAAAAUAUCUCCUUUUGUGUUAAUAAAGGGGAAGUAUUAGGACUUUUGGGGCCAAACGGAGCUGGUAAAAGCACAGCUAUCAAGAUGAUUGCUGGAGAGACGACACCGACUGCUGGGCAGGUGCUGCUGCGGAGGCGAGAAGGAGCGACGUGCUGCCUGCAGGACCACCUGGGGCACUGCCCGCAGGAGGACCCGCUCUGGCCGGACCUCACCGUGCACCAGCACCUCCAGGUCUACGCGGCCGUGAAAGGAGUGCGCAAGGAGGAUACGGCUGCUGCUGUCAACCGAAUAGUGAAUGCUCUGGAGCUUCAAGACUAUUUAAAAAAAUCAGCCAGAAAAUUAUCUGCCGGGAUUACCAGAAAGCUGUGCUUCGCCAUGUGUGCGCUGGGCAACCCCACGGUGCUGCUCCUGGACGAGCCAUCGACCGGCAUGGACCCCAAGGGGCAGCGCUGCGUCUGGAAAACGAUCCGUGCUGCCCUGAAAACCAAGGAGACAGGGGCCGUUCUGACCACGCACUACAUGGAGGAGGCGGAGGCAGUGUGCGACCGCGUGGCCAUCCUGGUGGCUGGACAGCUACGGUGCAUUGGCUCCAUUCAGUACCUGAAGAGCAAGUUUGGCAAAGGCUACCUGCUGGAAAUUAAAAUCAAGGACCCAGAGAGCACGGAUCUCCUCCACGCUGAGAUUUUGAGGAUUUUCCCGAGUGCAGCCCGUCAGGAGCGGUUCCCCUCUUUGCUCGUCUACAAGGUCCCAAUGGAAGACGCACUGCCCCUGUCCCAGUCUUUCUCCAAGCUAGAGGAAGCCAAGCAGAACUUCAGCCUUGAGGAGUACAGCUUCUCUUUGAACACUUUGGCUCAGGUGUUUUUGGAACUCUCCCGAGAGCAAGAGAAGGAUAAUUUUGAUCUAGCUUUGGACGGGACCUUUGAAUGGAAACAGCUGCAGCAGGAGGACAGUUAG
Messenger RNA from Cygnus atratus (black swan), 5263 nucleotides. RefSeq names its product ATP-binding cassette sub-family A member 10-like. Gene Ontology annotation, molecular function: ATP binding; ATP hydrolysis activity; ABC-type transporter activity. Lineage: Eukaryota; Metazoa; Chordata; Aves; Anseriformes; Anatidae. The record is from RefSeq and is a predicted model, not a curated record. The coding region runs from base 383 to 5263 and encodes 1626 amino acids. The transcript is spliced from 39 exons. Gene Ontology annotation, biological process: lipid transport; transmembrane transport. Gene Ontology annotation, cellular component: intracellular membrane-bounded organelle; membrane.